UUUACUUUUUUGUUUAUAUUCGUGAGACAUAAAAUGAGUUUCAGUUGAUAAGUGCAAACCUUCUAACAACACAUGGAAAGGGAUUUCUUUACAUCGUUUUAAUAAAACUUCGCAUCCAUAUAGAUACUAGGAAAUGCAGAGAGACGAUUUUUAAAACGGAUUACAGUGUUUUAAAGUUUUAAGACGUCGUAUUCAUCUAGUCAUUUAGUGUACGAACGGACACACAAUGAGCGCCAUGGAUGAUAAGACGAGUAGAGCGCUGGUCCAGAAAAUGUUCCAGCUGGAAGCAGCCUAUAGGGAGAUCAGCGAUAAAGACAAAGAACUGAUGAAAUACCGCCUAAACGGUGAUUCCAGGGACGGACGGGAAUCUGCCCCAGACCCCCGGGACAAGGAAAUCACCAAACUCAAAUACCAGGUUUCUCGACUAGAGGAGCGUUUGAAUGUGUGUAAAACAGAAGAAGAAAAUGCCAAAAGAGGGUUAAAACACGCACAGGACGGUCGAGUUGUUGUGGACAAGAAAGUUAAAUCUUUAGAAAAAGAGAACCGAGAACUACGCAACACUGUGAGUCAAAUGCGUGUAAAACUGGGUGUUGCGAGUGCCAACUACAAUGUCGGUAAACAUGAGACAGAAAACCUGAGGAAGUCCCAACAGGAAAAUCAGAUUUUGAUUGCAAGAUUGGAGGAACGUCUGAACGCGGCAAACCAAGAGUUGGAGAGGCUUAGAAACCCCGCCAACCCGGAGGGCUUUGAAGAGAGAAAGAAGAAGAUCAAUACAGAGAAGAAGGAACUCAAGCGGCUGCGAGAUGAAGUUGAAAGACUCGAGGACCUACGGAAAGUUGACAUACAGCGUGUCAAUGACCGGGAGGAGGAAAACAAGCAGCUUAUGGAUGAGAUCAGCCGGAACAGGAAACAAAUUGUAGAGCUGGAAACAAGCCUCGAAAUUGCGCAGAUGACAGCUGAUUCGGAUCAAGCCAGCAGAGAAGAAUUCGAGAGAGAAAAUGUGAAACUACGUGCCGAAAAACAACAUUUCGACGACACUUUGAAAGAAUACAAAGUGAGACUUGGAAUAUCUAUGGCGUCAAAAAACGUGAACGUCAGACAGGCAGAAAUGUUGAAACAAAAGGAUGAAGAAUACCAAUUCAGAAUACAGAGUUUGGAGAAGCGAUUAAAAGCUGCUAAUGCUGAAAUAGAAAGAAUGAGAGAUCGUGCAAUGGAAACGGGGAAGACUGCUGAUUCGUUACAGGACCAUCAUCAUAGAAUGAAAAAGCACAGAAACAGUGUCAAUAUGGAAUUCAUAACACCGCGCUCAUUGGAUAACGCGAAUACGUCAAGGUCAGGAUGGACUCCAAAACGAGGCUCCCCGGUUGGGUCACGGGACAGGAUUAGCAUGGGAAGUACCGGAAGUGUGAACAGCAGAUACAAUAAGCUACCAAAAAUUAAAAUUUCGAGUAAACAAGGCCGUGUUUCUGCACCACGAUGAGACAGUUUUAUUCUACUUGCUCUUGAUUUCAAAUAAAAUUAAAACUAAA
Mya arenaria is the source of this 1529-nucleotide messenger RNA. RefSeq names its product cingulin-like. NCBI's taxonomy places the organism in Eukaryota, Metazoa, Mollusca, Bivalvia, Myida, Myidae. The transcript is spliced from 8 exons. The record is from RefSeq and is a predicted model, not a curated record. The coding region runs from base 227 to 1480 and encodes 417 amino acids.